Messenger RNA from Pelobates cultripes (western spadefoot toad), 10438 nucleotides. NCBI's taxonomy places the organism in Eukaryota, Metazoa, Chordata, Amphibia, Anura, Pelobatidae. The record is from the annotation of a GenBank genome assembly.
AUGGAGCUGACCACGAUACUACUGCUAAUUGUAUCUGGAUGGACAAUUUGCCUGGCUUUACCUGUGCAGGUAUGAAUAUAUAUACAGAGAUAGAGAGGGUUUGGUUAGUUUAGAAAUGCCACACUGUUACCUUGUCCAAUGUGGGCCACAUUAAUGUGUAUUUAUUUUCCCACAGGUUGACCUUGAAUUACAUAGAGGUAAGUAUUACAUUACUACCUAGACCUGUACAGUUAAUUAUUGAUAGGAUGCAUGUUAGUUCCUGAUGUUGAGAUCCUUCAUGAUUCUUUUUGUAAGGUCAGGCAAAAUUAUCAUUUCCCCCUGUUAAUUAAGUGAGAGAUUUCAGAUCACAUUGUAAAUUAACAGUGAAUUUUGGUGUUUACGGUUUUUUGUGUUUUAAACAUGACUGUGUAAAAUCUUUCCUUGCUUCACUAGAACCCAUCAAUGACAAUCUACUUCCUGAGAUUAAAACGGUGUUCGAACUAAUAGAAGAGGCAAACAAAGGUGAGAUUUACAGAAGUACUCCAAAAGCCAGAGGUUAUCUGACUAUCUGUUUUUAUGUGAAAAUUAUCCUGCUUAUCACGGUAAUGUGUUAAAGACAAUUGUAUCUCACAAGUAUUACACCAUAAUACCGUUGCGAUUGUUGGUUUUCAUGUGUAGUGGAAUUUGUGUGUGAUUGAUCUAAUUUGUUUUAAAAAUCACUGAAACAUAAGUGCAUGCAUUUUAUUAGUAUUUACUUUCUCUCUUCCAUAGAAUACACCUGUUUUAUUUUACAUGAAAUUAUUUAAGUUUAUUGAAAUGUGCAUGGUAAAUAUAUUAUUUUAUUGUACUAUUAUAAACAUAUUAUGUAUACUUGGAAUCUUGGAAAGAAAUAUCAUUUUGGUAAUUUGGAUAUUAAGUAAUGCAUCAAGUCAACAUUCCUUUUGAAAAAAACAUCAUAAUUCUUGCAUUAUUUUGCUAUACAGUAUUUGUAGGAAAAUAACAUUGCAUCACAUUUAAUAUUAAUAUAUCUAUUUAAGUGCCAGUGAGUCUCACAAAUCUCCAAUUUAGACUUCAAUUUAACAUUUUUGGAUAAGUUUUUCAAAUGAUUAAAUUUUUUUGGAUAAACUUGUACAAUUAGUUUUUCAAAAUAUUAAAAAAUCAGCAACUUGUGAAUUCAUUUUUGAAUGAACAUGAAAAUGAAAGAAAAUUACAGUUUUCAUUCAUUUUAUUCGAAAUUGAAUUUAAAAUAAGAGAAGACUAAAAAAACUGAAUUAACAAAUGAGUCACCUAAUAAAUUUCAGUUCGCCAUCAUUUGUUCAAUCAGUCAUUUGUAUAAGGCUGAACAAGGGAGUGUUUAAACUACCGCAUGUGCUCACUUGCGAUGCUGUGAUUGAAGGUAUGUCUGCAUAACAGAGACCUAUCUGUUCCUCCACCCAUGGGUAUCAGCUGGGGCUUUAAAUUAAAGAACAGGGGGUGGACAAUAUGUCUAUCCCAUUUCCCUUCACAGUGGGUCCCUAUUACGGGAUGAAUAAUACAGGGUAGACAUAAUGUCACCAGCAUGCUCCCAACUUUGGUCAUCAAGUGGAGGCUAAAUUCUAUAACACAGGUAUAGGGACUUUACUCUCCCUUAUGCCACCACAACUGGGCAGCAGGUGGGGGCUAGUUAAUAACAGGGGGUAAUUAAAUAAUAAUAAUGAUGGGGAUAUUUAAUUAAUAAUGGGAGUAAAUAAUAACAAGUAAUGUCCCCCCUAGCCCCUACCCCUAGGUGGUGAGGAGAGCUAAUUAAUUAUUCCGUGCUCAUUUAAUGUUUCACCUAUGUAUGCAAAGUCAAUUGGCCAACAAUCCUUCCCUAAUCUCCUCUGACCUGUUAAGCCACAUGCUAGACAGUCCUUAGCUAAUUUAUCAAUGUGUGUAUCUACAUAUAAAUACAUUGUAUGUAAGGGCCAACAAUAAGUUAAGGUGUGAUAAAAUAUUCACCAAGGAUGGAGUAAUCUAAGUAUAUCACUGUCUAAACAACUAUAUGUACAUAAUUUAAACUGUGUGGAUAUUCCCCAUAGAGACAUUAACCACAUAAGGGUCACAUGACAUCUAUGCAAUCAUGCAGUGCAGGGUUUUAACCCCUUCCCGACCGAGGACGGUUCAGGACCGUCAUCGGCAUUUUUGGCUUGCCGACCGAUGACGGUCCUGAACCGUCCUAACGGUCUCCGUUACUUACCUGAUCGCCGUCGUUCCCCCGGCGGCGAUCAGCGUGGCUCCGGUUGUGGGGAGACUGCCUGCAGCCCAGACAGUCUCCCCACACUGAAUUAGGACCCCUGGGGCCAUGUGAUCGCUCAACACAGCGAUCACAUGGUCACAAUAGGUGUCCUAGUGUCUGUCUGCAGGGGGACUGUCUGUGCUGACAGGCAGUCUCCCUGCUAGUGUAAAAUCAUUAAAAAAAAUAAAGUUAGUGUUAAUAAAAAAAAAUAAUAAUAAUUAUAUGUGUAUAUAUGAUAUAUAGACAUAUAUUAUAUCUAUAUAAUAUAUGUCUAUAUAUCAUAUAUAUAAUGCCAUACUAAGUGUAUUUCUAUAUUAAUAUGUACUUAUAUUAAUAUAAAAAUACACUUAUAAUUAAAUUACACAUGUAUAUAUAAUAACUAUAUAUAUUGUGUAUAUAUAUAUUAUUAUAAAAUAUAAAUAAUAAGUAAUUUAAAUUAAAUAAUUUUUUUUCAAAUAAUAAAAAUUUAAAAAAAAAUUAUAUCUAUAUGAAAUUUUAUUCUAACUGUAUUUUAAAAUUAAUAUAUAUAUAUUUAUAUCAAAAUACACUUAGAAUGAAUUUGUAUAUAUAUCUAUGUAUAUAAAUAAAUAAAAAUAAUAGAAAUAUACAUAUGUCCAUAUACAAAAUUACAUAAAUAAUUAUAUAAAUAUACACGUAGACUUAAACUAUAUAAAUAUGCAUAUAUAUUUAAAUUCUACGUGCAUAUUUAUGUAAUAUUUUUACAUAAUUCAGUAAUUUUAUUGAUUACAAUUUGAGGGACCUGCCUGCCAACCCAGGCCGAAAUUCCAGAGAAUUUAAUUUGCUAGCAUUGUAUUUUACCCUGUAACGUUCUACAACACUCUAAAACCUGUACAUGGGGGGUACUGUUUUACUCGGGAGACUUCGCUGAACACAAAUAUUAGUGAUUCAAAACAGUAAAACAUAUCACAGCGAUGAUAUUGUCAGUGAAAGUUACUUUUUUUGCAUUUUUCACACACAAACAGCACUUUUACUGAUGAUAUAAAUGUUGUGAUACGUUUUCCAGUUUUUAAACACUAAUAUUUGUGUUCAGCGAUGUCUCCCGAGUAAAACAGUACCCCCCAUGUACAGGUUUUAUAGCAUUUUUGAAAGUUACAAGGUCAAAUAUAUGGGUCAAAUAUUUUUACAUUGAAAAUGGCCAGGUUGGUUAAGUUGCCUUUGAGAGCGUAUGGUAGACCAGGAAUGAGAAAUACCCCCAUGAUGGCAUACCAUUUGCAAAAGAAGACAACCCAAGGUAUUGCAAAUGGGGUAUGUCCAGUCUUUUUUAGUAACCACUUGGUCACAAACACUGGCCAAAAUUAGCGUUCAAUUUAGUUUUUUUACUUUUUUCACACACAAACAAAUAUGAAUGCUUACUUUGGCCAGUGUUUUCGACUAAGUGGCUACUAAAAAAGACUGGACAUACCCCAUAUUGAAUACCCUGGGUUGUCUACUUUAAAAAAAAUAUGUACAUGUGGGGUGUUAUUCAGAGAUUUAUGACAGAUAAUAGUGUUACAAUGUCACUAUUGAUAAAUUUUAAAAAUGUAUGUUUUGAAACCGCAAUAUCCUACUUGUACCUAUAGCCCUAUAACAUGCAAAAAAAAGCAAAAAAGCACGUAAACACUAGGUAUUUUUAAACUCAGGACAAAAUUUUGAAUCUAUUUAGCAGUUUUUUUCAUUUGCUUUUGUAGAUGAGUAAAAGAUUUUUCAAGUAAAAGUCAAAAAACAUGUAUUUUUUCCAAUUUUUCAUCUUUUUUUUAUUUUUUUUAAAUUAAAAUACAUGAGAUUAUAUAAAUAAUGGUAUGUAAAGAAAGCCCCUUUUGUCCUGAGAAAAACAAUAUAUAAUUUGUAUGGGAACAGUAAAUGAGAAAGCGGAAAAUUACAGCCAAACACAAACACCACAAAAGUGUAAAAAUAUGCCUGGUCGCAAAUGUACAACAUCGCAAAAACAGUCCAGUCCUUAAGGGGUUAAUGCACCUUGGUGGCGUAGACCAUGAGGUACCAGCAAUGGUUAAUUCCCUGCAGGUAUCAAGGAACACCAUGUAUGUUUUGAUACCUGGGGUCCCCUCUGUCAGCUGGAGCCACAGUUAGUUGCCCCAGACUGACAGAUGAGCUGCAUGCAGUGCUGAAAUUGAGCACUUUACAUAAUCUUUUACAUCCUUUCAAAUACUACACAUAAGCAAUCAAUCCAUCUCAUGUUGCAAUCACAUCAUAGUGCUCACAGUUACCUGUAUAUUGUACGAGCUAGAAAAUCCCUCUUCUGAUGUCAGUACUGACAUCAUCAGAGAUAAUCCCUCAGAGUUAGAAUAAAGUAGUGGGGUUAGGUGGUGGAAUUAUUACUGGGAUUAGAGGGUGGAAUUAGGACUUGGAUUAUAUAUAGGAUUAUGAGUAGGAUUGUGGGUAGAGUUAGGGGUUGGAGAAUGAUUGGGAUUAGAGGUUAGAUUAUGGGUUGGUUUAGGGGUUAUAUUAGUUGUAGGAAAAGAGAUUAAAUUAUGGGUUGGAUUAUGGGUUGGAUUAAAGAUUGGAUUAAGGGUUGGAAUAAAGGUUGGAUUAAGGUUUGAGUUAAGAUUGGGCUCGAGAUUAAGGGUUAGAUUAGGGUUAAUUUCUAGUCUUGGAUUAGGGUCAAGAUUAGGAUUAGGAUGAAGGGCAUGAUUCCGAGAAAAAGAAUACAUGUGGAGUUUCAUUGUACUUGAGAACAAUAGUAGAAUACAAAUACUGGUUGUGUGCAAUAGGAAGACAUACAUUGUCUGCAAAAAAAACCCACUUAACUAAUUUAACUAAGUUUGUGAUAAAAUGGUUACAUGAAAAGUGUCAAAAUGCUCUUAGUUUAAUAGUCUGGGGGAUGUUCUUUCUACAAAUAUAUUCACUUGUUUAGUGGUUUUGUAUUCGGUGACUACUAUAAAAGCUGCAAUCUCAUCAGGUUAAAUUUUGCAAACGUUUAGUAUUAAAACUGUAAUUCAAUCCUUGCAGUAUUUGUUUUACCUUCUAAAAAAUAAUUGAAAUCUUAGACAUGUUGGGCAUUUUAACAACCAGGACUAGUUAGUGAAUCUAUUUUGAGUUAGAUUUCUUUACCUGCAUUUGGUAUGUAAAAAUUAUUAAAUGUAAAGCUAAGAAAAAUGCAUUUUAUCUAAUGUGCUUUCCAUUGUUAAAAUUAGUUUAUUGUUAUUAAUUAUUUCAUUAUGGAUCAAAAGAACCUUCUAUUCACAUAUGUAUAUGUGCACCUAAACAGAAAGAGAGAAAUUGUGGUAGAAUGCAUGCAUGGUAAAAGACUCAAAAAUCCCUUGGAUUUGUUUGGUUUUUACUAUUAUCAUAACAUUUCAUCCUAAAUCCUUUCCUUCAUAAAAUAAAUUUACAAAGCUCAUCUCAAAAAAUUGUCGCAUUAUAACUCCAGGUAUCAGUAAGCCACUUGUCCAUGGAGACAUUGCAAUUAAUACUGGUCGGAGUGUGAAGAAUUGCUAUGACUGCUUCUGGCCAGCAUCUCAGAAUGGAGUGGUUCCUGUCCCUUAUGUUAUUUCCUCAGCAUACUGUAAGUUGUUCCCAACGUUGUCAUGUUUGCUAAAAAUAUUUUCAAGUUUAUAACAAAAUGUGACUUGUUUCUUCUCUCCCCAGCUAAUAUUCAGAUAUGGCUUAUUAAUGAGGCCAUGAGACAGAUUGAACUAAUGACCUGUAUAAACUUUGUUCAGAGAACAUUAGAAUGGGACUAUCUCAGUAUAGAGUCUGGAAAUGGGUGAGUUUAAGCACAUGGUAGACUGGUAAGAACGUAUUAAUAGAUACUACAGCCUGAAAACACCAAACAGAGUAAAGUUUGGUUUGGCACAUUUGGUAUGGGCAGUACAAAUUCAAUAGCUCAGUAUGUUAUCAAUGGCAUGGAAUAUGAAAGAUAAUGAAGAUAUGAAAUUUAGCUCACAUAUUCUUUUUUUAUUUUAUUUGUUACAAUGCAUAUGCAUUAAUUGACAUUCUUUAAUUAAUUUCUCUACAUAAAUACUUAGGUGCUGGUCAAAUGUAGCAAGGCAAGGUGGCAAACAGAUCAUCAGCCUUGACAAGUCCGGCUGCCUUGGCUCAGGAGUAAUCCAGCAUGAACUGAUGCACUCACUGGGAUUUUACCAUGAGCAUAGCAGGAACGACAGAGAUAAUUACAUUGUUAUCAGGUGGCAGUACAUCGAUGAAGGUGUGUAAUUUAAAAAUAUAUGCAAAACCAAAACUCAGGGCAAAUCAAACAAUAGAGUGUUCCUAAAACAAUGACUAGCGGGGAGAGGUUGGCUGAGAAAUCUAUUCACCUAGUAAAUAUCCUGUAAAAAAAAAAAAAGUUCAACAAUAUCCUUGUAAGAUAAAUGAUAACUGUCCUAUUUUUUGCAAAUUUAUUUAAUUACAGCUGACAAGUACAACUUUAAGACAGAGGACACCAACAAUCUAGGCCUUCCAUAUGAUUAUAAUUCAGUCAUGCAUUACCAAAAGUGAGUACAUUUUUUGAACAAGAACAACUUUUUCUACUAUUGUAAUGAAAUUGUCUUUCCUCUUGGCUAAUAAAAGAUAUGCCUCUCUCUACAGUACCGCUUUCACUAACACCACUGGUCAAACUACUAUAGUCGCAAAAGGUGACCCUUCUUUUCCACUUGGACAGGCACUAGGGAUGAGUCACCUGGAUGUGAUCAAACUUAACAAACUCUAUAAUUGCAGUAAGCAUUUAUUUAUUUAUAAAAUAUUUUACCAGGAAAGAUACAUUGAGAUUUCUCUCGUUUUCAAGUAUGUCCUGGGUAUAACAACCGCAUUUACACCUUUGUUCACCUUACUAAAUACGUUACCUUGGAUAUCCUUAACUUAUAGUUGUAUGUCUGAUGAAUGUGACAUGGAUGUUUUAUCAUUUUCCAGAAUUAUGGAUCAGAAUUGUUUUUAAAAAUAAUCUUUCUGUUUCCUUAGAUGUCUGUCGUGUGAAACUAACGGAUCAAUCUGGGUCUUUCUCAAGUGAUGAUGUCUCAUUUGGACAAGAUGGGACAUGCCUGUGGUUAAUUCAAACUGAGAGUUUUAAAAUGGUUGGUAUAAAACAUAUGGGAUAAAACAUAAUUUGGUUUUUACAAGUAAUAUUAUUACAUAUAAUUACAUUCUGUCAGAUCAAAAGUUAAUAUCCCUGCUUAUUUUAACUAUUGCAAUAUUGUUAUAGACUGACAUGCAUAUAUAACACAUUUAUAAAAUAAAUAACUGUUUCAUAUUGUCAUGUACCCAUGAAAAUAAAUCCACCUAAAGUAACUAUAUACUACAUUUUCAAUCCUUCAAUUAUCUGGUUUAUGUAUUACUGAACUUUACAGAUCCAUGUCAGACUAUAAUCGUAUUAAUGAGUCCCUCUUCCAGAUCUGAAACUAUAUUUUUUGUUAAGAUAUUUCCAAUGUUCUGUACUGACAUGUUCCAUAAUCACAACCCUCACAAUGUGAUCUCCUGUUUUCAGGUUCAUUUUCAGCUCAGUGACGUUAAUAUCCCUACUUCAGGUCAAUGUUCUGGCAGUUAUAUAAAGGUUUAUAAUGGAAACUCUAAAAAGGACAAUGUUCUCUUGGACAAGACUUGUGGAAAUGGAAUAAUCCCACCUCUUGUUUCAAGCGGGAAUAGCAUGCUAAUAGAAUUUGUGAGCAAUCAGGCACCACAUCUUAGCACAUUUAGAGGUGUCUAUAAGACAGGUAAGUUCCACCUUUAUGUAACACAAAUACAGCAAUCACAAAGUCUUAUAAAUGUCCUUUGUAUUAAUUUAUAAAUGUAAUGUUAUUUAAUAUAAAUGAAACCAAUUUUAGAAAAUGUAUGAGAACUCAUGUUUUAAAUAUUACUAUAUAUCUAGUUUUGUAAACAUUACAAUUAAUCUCACAGAUAGGGUGGAUUAUACAUUAAUAUGCAUUUUGUGAAUGAAGGUUUAGUUUUUAAUUGCUUACUUUUGAAGAUGAAUUGAAGGUGACCUUCAAUGCACCUUAACAUCUUGUUACAAAUGCCUACAAAUGCUCUACAAAUGCUGGCAGUUUAGGGAAUAAGAUCCAUGAACUUGUGAUAAUGACAACUGAUAAUGUAGAUUUAGUUGCUGUUACUGAGACAUGGUAUAAUGAGAAAUGACUGGGACAUAGCAAUACCAGGGUACUCUUUAUAUAGCAAAGACAGGGAAGGCAAGAAAGAGGGAGGGGCGGCCCUGUAUAUGAAGGAUAGCAUAAAAUCUAGCCUAAAUAAAGUUAGUAAGGCGAACACAGAGUCAGUUUGGGUUACUUUAGAAUUUAGUAAUCACACAGUAACUCGUGUAGGUGUGAUUUAUAGGCCCCCAGGACAAAUAGAAGAGUUAGAUAAUCUACUAGUUUGGGAAAUAGCUAAAAUGACAAUGAAGGGGGAAGUUGUCAUCAUGCGUGACUUUAAUCUUCCAAAAUAGCCAGGAGCACACAUAUUCUAAACUUACUACUGGGAUUGUCUCUAAAAAAAGUCAUUGUGGAGCCAACUCGUAAAGAGGCCAUAACAGAUUUAGUGUUCACAAAGGGAGAUUUAGUAUCAGAUAUUACUGUAGGUGUAAGUUUAGGAUCCAGUGAUCAUCAGUCAGUGUGGUUUAAUGUAAGAACAGUGACUGAGUCACACCACACAAGAACAAAAGUUUUAGACUUUAGGAAAACAGACUUUUCUAAAAUCAGAUUUUGUUUAAAGGAGUCAUUAUCAGACUGAAGCAAUUUAAAUGGAGUACAAGAUAAAUGGGAUUAUUUAAAAUUUGCACUGCUGAAGGCAACAGAAAAUUGCAUUAGGCUUGUCAGUAAAAAAAAAAAAUUCAAGAAACCACUGUGUUACUCUGCAGAUGUGGCCAAAAUAGUAAAAAACAAAAAGUUAGCAUUAAGUAAUUAUAAAAAAAACAGAGUGAGGAAGACAGAAUGAAAUAUAAGAUUAGGCAGAAAGAGGCUAAGCAAGUUAUCAGAGCUUCCAAAUCACACACAGAAGAGAAAAUAGCACAGUCAGUAAAAAAGGGGAUAAAACAUUUUUUUAGAUACAUAAAUGAGAAAAGGGAAAAAAAAGCAAGGAUUAGUCAGAUUAAAAACAAAAGAAGGAAGGUAUUUAGAAGAGGAUAAAGGUCUAGCUGACUGCCUCAAUUAAUAUUUUUGUUCAGUAUUUACAGAUGAAAAUUAAGGGAAGGGGCUUCAGUUAGGAAAAAGGACAAAUGAGUCAUUUGUUACAUGUGAGUUUACAGAGAAAGAGGUUCUAUUUCAACUGUCAAAAGUAAAGACAAAUAAGUCAAUGGGACCUGAUGGAAUACACCCAAAGUUAUUAAAAGAGCUUAGUAGUGUACCUUUAAAAAACAUACAUAUUACAAAUUAAAGGAUAAUUCAGUUACUAAUAAGAAAACAUUGAAGUAGAACAUGUACUAAUUGAAAAACAUUGUGUUUUGGUCACUACAGCACAAUAUUAGGUGUAUCGCUGUUCUCCAUUAAUACACAUACGUCUGUUGCAUAUAUAGUUAAUUCUACCUUUUGGGGGGAAAGUUAUGCACCUGUGCAUAGACAGAUUUGAAAAUCACUUUGUAACAGUUAAAUAGAAUAUUGUGCUUUAUUAAAUUAUAUUUAUUUACCCACAGUUUCCUAUGGAGGAACUUUAACCAGCCCUUUUGGAAUAAUCUUCUCUCCAUCCUAUGGCAAGGCAUAUCCCAACGAUAUAGAUGCUGAAUGGUCUAUUAUAGCUCCACCAAAGUCUAAAGUAAGGUCAACCAGGGUACAACAAUGUGUCAAUACAAAUUAGGUUGAAGUAAAAUGUUUUUUGUCGAAAACAUACAUAUCAUGCAAGUUUUAUUUGUUUUUAUUUUAUGUCUUAUAUAGUAUCAGUGUAAAAAAAAUGAAGCAAUAAGAAGAAACUAUUGCAUGAAAAAUAAUUAAGCUAGUAGUAUGACAAUAAAGAACCUUGUUGAGUUCUAAAGAACAUCAAACAUGGUUCUGCCAAUGUCCUCUUUAACUUAAGAUGGGUAUUUUCUUCUAGGUGGUUCUGAACUUCAUUGAUUUUGACCUGCAAGAUUGCUCAGAUUGUUCCUGUGACUCUCUGACUAUAAUUGAUGGUACCGGCCCAACUUCCCCAGUCCUGGGCAAAUACUGCAGCACUACUGCACCCGAUUCUUUGAAAUCUUCUGGAAAUGUGAUGAUAUUGAAAUUUCACAGUGAUAGCAAGACAAGUUCUUAUGGUUUCUAUCUCUCAUAUUCUUUGGGUAAGGAUCAACAAUGA